Caenorhabditis briggsae is the source of this 852-nucleotide messenger RNA. The record is from RefSeq and is a predicted model, not a curated record. NCBI's taxonomy places the organism in Eukaryota, Metazoa, Nematoda, Chromadorea, Rhabditida, Rhabditidae. The coding region runs from base 1 to 852 and encodes 283 amino acids. The transcript is spliced from 4 exons.
AUGUCGAAAACUCUCAAAAUGCGUUGUCGAACCUUCCCGAGACGGCGCUCCGUUCUCCUGUUAUUCUCGAUUUUGUUCGUAAUAUUUUACAUCGUAAACUUCAUUUUGAGCACACUUUCCAAUAUUUCAAUGUAUUCUUGUACCAUCCCCUUUGAGGGCAAAGAUCCCAAUGUGUUUGGUUAUCUGUGUGCAGUUGAUCGGUGCGUUUACGAAUUCUUCAAAGAUACCGAACACGACAAAUUUGAACUGAUGUGGCGAAAAUUGCCGGAUUCGCUGAAUUGGUGUUCAACGAAUGCGCAGAUGAGCGUGACAAAAUUCACAUCCAAGAAGGAAGUUGUAUUGUUUAAGGUCAAGAAUAUGAUGGAGAGGAAAAAGAAAAAUGAAGCCGGUAACACCUGUACCGCUGUUGUGAUAUCCUUUGAAGAUGAUCGAUCUUUGAAGGAUAUUGAUCUGGAACGAGUCCUGAAAACCUGCACCAUACAUCAUAUUGAUCUUUCCUCGUCGAGAGUUCAAGGAUUAGCAAAUGUGCUCAAAUCUUUCAACACCGAAGUCAUCGAUCUUCUCAUAGUGGGACCAUCCAAAGCAUCUUCCUACCUUCUUUUCCAACAAUUUCUAGGACAAUAUUAUGAUUAUCUACCAACAGUUUGUCAGGUGAAUUUCGCUCACUCGCUUCCCCGUGCUCGCGAGGAGAAUGGUUUCAUGGAGUCUAUUCAACGACUUCGAUCCGAGAAAAAAUUCCUGCUGAUAGGAGCCAGCAAGGAUCGUACUGAUAUGCAUUUGAACCUAUUUUUUGAAAAUAUGGACGAGCAAUACUGUAGGAAUCGGUACUUUAGGUACUUGUCGUAUUUUUAA